Molecule: messenger RNA, 867 nt
Organism: Symbiodinium sp. CCMP2592
Lineage: Eukaryota; Dinophyceae; Suessiales; Symbiodiniaceae
Source: the annotation of a GenBank genome assembly
AUGUCAGAUGCGGCAACGCCUGCCCCGGAGCUUCCGGAGAUGUUGGAGCCCUACCGCUUGGUGGCUUUGCUCAUGCAGGGAGACUUGCAGGAUCCACGGGAGCACGUCCAUACGUGCUUCCGACCCAUGCCAACCCUGGACCACCCCUUGGCCUUGCAAUGCAAGGAAAGCCUGUUGUGGAGCCUCGUUCCUCUGUGCACUCCUCCUGCGCAGCUCCAGACGUGGAGUGCCCUCUUCCAGCAACAUUCCGACUCAGCCCGUGCUUCACGUUUCUGGGAGUCCUUGGAAAGCCACGUCUCUGAGCUACUAGGAAGCAGCCGUCUCUUCAACCUCAGGAACAAGCUGGACGAAGUGGCAGAAAGCCUCCUGGCCUGGGCCGACGAGAAGGAGUCGCCGGGCCUUGGACUCGUGCACAUCUUGGUCUUUGAUCGGUACAUCAAGGUGGGCAAGACAACCGUCCACACACAAAGCAAAAGCAUGGUGCGUGAGCCCAGCAUUCUAGCCAGACUCCGGAGCUACAUGGUCCAUGCUCGCAGCUAUAACGCGACCCUGACGCAUGCUCCUAUCGUCUUGGUGGCUACGAGCGCCUACAAGUCCGAUCUGGUCGAGAGCUUCAUCCACCUUCACGUGCGAGUGUAUCAUAGCGACAUCUGCCUGGAUGUCUCUUCUUCUAGCAAGCAGUCCGUUGGCAACGAGACCUACUCUGCCCAGGCCCUGUCCACUGUCUUGAACAGUGUCAUGUUCGCAGCGACACGGACAGUGCAGCAGCUCCUUUCGGGCAAGAACAGCUUGGCUUACUGGCGCAACCGGCAAAGCCGCGGCCUGCCUGUCACGAAAGAGGAGGUCAAUGACAGCCUCUCCUUGUAG